UCGGCCGGCGUGAAGAGUUUUCGGCGGUCGCAUUCGCGAGCGAGGCUCCCCACGGCUAGGAGCGAAGCGCGCACCGACAUACACGGGCUACGGACGGAGCGGCGCGAGCGCAAACGCGCCAUGCAAUAUGCGGAAGUGAUCGCGACCACGACCGAACGGUGCUAAACUAAACGAGUGUAACUCAAGUGUAGUGAACGCACAUUCAGUGAUACAAACUAUGGUAUUUGUGCACAGCUCGAUAGAGAUCUAAUGGUUUACUAAUAACGAUACAAGGACUGUGGACUUUGCGACAUGGAAUCAAGGGCAGGAAUAAGAGGCGGCCCGGGUAUGGACUCCCAGCAGCAACAGUACUGCCUAAAAUGGAACAGCUUCGGUUCAAACCUGGCCACUUCGUUUGCGAAUUUGUGGAAUUCAGAGAGCCUCGCCGAUGUCACUCUGUAUUGCGAAGGACGCCAAUUCAAAGCUCAUAAGGUGAUCCUUGCAGCAUGCAGUAAGCAUUUCCAAGAGCUAUUUGACUCAGCACCCCCAAGUCAUGUGGGCGCGUGCUACGUCAUUCUGGAAGCCACUACGGCUGAGAACAUGCAGGCUCUCCUCGAGUUCAUGUACAAAGGAGAGGUGCAUGUCAGCCAGGAUGCGCUUUCCAGCUUCCUCAAGAGUGGGGAGAAUUUGCAGGUCAAAGGCCUGUCGAUGGAGAUGUCUCAGGAUGCUUGGGUUAAGCAACAGACCCAGCAGAACUCUGGAGACCGCCAUCAGACUCGCAUAAAGACCAGUCCGGUGUCAGGGUCAGGCAACUGUGAGGUGCAGGAGUCAGCUGCUCCCUCCUCUCAUACAGCCACGUUUGCUCCGAUCAUGCCGCAGUAUGGUAUGCCAAUUCAUGGCAGCGGCAGCAUGGGGCGGUAUGCCCCGCCGGCUCACUUGCCUAUCCACGCUGGUGGACACCGCAGACCAGCGCCACCAAAGCCGUCUCCGUCUCAAAGCCCACACGCAAGGAAUUACAGGCAAAGUUCAUCUUCUUCGCACUGCGGCAGCGUUGCUGACGAGCCCGACACUCGUUCGUCGCCAGGAGCUGGUGCCCGCUACGAAGAGAACCCCCCUGACUGCACAUCGACCCACGGCAACCCAAUCAAGAACAACGGAUACGAACGCAGCGCUUCGGCCAACGACGACAUGCCUGAACGCUUAAACAAUGACCAAGGUGCUGAAGAUUUACGGAUAAAGAGUGAGAAUGACUACCAGCCGCAAGCAUAUAACAACUCUCCGCCACCGGCGACGUCGCUACCGAAUGCUAACUACCACGAUAAGCCAAUGGAGACGUCACCAGUGCCGCCUAAACCAAGCCCUGAUAUCUGGCCCACGAAACUGCUCACAAGCAAGUCUGGUGGAAUCGCUACUGCUGACGGUAAAAAGCUGAAAUGCCCAUAUUGCGAGAGACUUUACGGAUACGAGACGAAUCUGCGCGCCCACAUCAGGCAACGGCACCAGGGUAUCCGAGUGCCGUGCCCUCACUGCUCGCGUACCUUCACACGCAACAACACCGUGCGGCGCCACAUUGCACGCGAGCAUCGCCAUCAGGUCACCCCUCACCUCCCCAACCAAGGCCCCCUCCAUAACCAUACGCAGUAAGAACCCACGAAGUUUUGUUCUCAAUCUUAUUUCAACCGAACUACCUCUGCUAUUUAGGACCGGCCCGGACGACUGUUUUAUCUACCUCUGAACGCGUUACCAUAAACUGACGGCUAACGAUUGGAUUACGAAGAUGGUAUCUAUGUUAUCAACUCAUGGUCGGCCGAGCCGUGUCUCAAACUGUGUAUAACACGCGUACAAUAAUAUACCUCGUUGAUGCAUAUUAUGUAAUCAGUAUCUACCUCAGAAUUUGAUCUUAAGAUUUUUUAAGGUUUUGAAAUUGUGCGAUAAUUGUUACUUAAUUUAAUAUUCAUGUGUGACUUUGAAUGGUUGCUCAGUACUCGUCUCUGUCUGGUACCAUGUUUGAAAAAUGUCGUACCUUUUAUUGCACCCUCAUUUCGUUUAAGUACCUUUAAUAUUGUUUUGCAAACUUUAGUAAUAUGUCCAGUUGACUGUGAGAAGAAGUUACCUUUUAUAGACGAUUUAUUUUGUGCUCUCGGUCGAGUUAUGACAUAGCUUAUAUGAAAUACCUGAGCUAGGGAAUCUUAGAAAUGUUGUUGAGACUGAUGGUCAUAGGCUAAGUGUAUGUAAAUAAUAGGAGAAUGUUGUAAACCGCCUUGGCCUAGGUUGAAACACGCGUACCGACACUCUGUGGCAAAACUACCUCUGUUUUACAUUUAUUUUAUUUUAUUAAUUACACUUACAUAAUGACAAUAGACUAGAUAAAUAUGAUUUUAGUUACGCAAUCAACAUAUCUGUGAUACAAUAGGAAGCAGGCUGUAUAGUUUAUUUUUUCACAUUUGCCACACUGUCGAUAAGGAAAUAUAACGGAAAAAAGUGCGAAAAUAUACGGAAAAGUAGAGUUUCAGCAGUUUUUUACUGUACAGUGAAUGAGGAACGGUUUUAGUUUUGUACAAAGUACAAUUUUGCCCUAGAUACAUAAGUAGUUAGGUAAAAACGUGUUAUUAAAAAAAUUGCAUGCAAGGUUCGAUGCAUGAAUGUGUAAAGCAAAUCCAUCACUGUCGUUGGUAACAGGCUCGCCUGGGCGGAUGUUACUAUUGAGACCAAAUAAUUAUAUGUUUCAAUGGGAUGGUGUCGAUUUUAACAUUCCGUUAUAUAAAGAUUUUUUCGUCUUAGUGCAUUUAUAUGAAGGCCACUUACUACUUUUAUAUUCCUAGUCAUUUCAAGUGCAACCAGUUGAGAUUUUUUAAAGAAAAUAAUUAUUUAAAUGAUAAAUGUAGGGGCGUCUGUCGGCGUCAUUGUAUUAUAUUUUGUUGUGUUGACGCCGGCGGCGCCCGAGUGUAAUACUUCAUAUGUUUACAUUCAGCUGCAAUAAAUAGUUUAGUGACAUAAAGCAGAUGGUACAGUGCCAAAUAUCCUCAAGUUUAAGUUCACAUCGUAUUAUUUAUUUUAUUUUUUGUUAAGUGUGAAUGUAGCGACUGUGUGUAAUAUUCCUGAUAUUUAGGAAUAAGUUGCAUUCAUAUUUAUUAUUAUAUUUAUAUUUUAGGAUACACGUUUUAUUGAAUAUAUUUAUGACGAGAAUGGUUUAUAAAGGCUCAGUGACUUUUUUUAAAUAUUUAGUUUCUGUUGUUUAGUACCAUUUGUAAGAUUGCGUUUUAGUUCUCUUUGAAUGGUUACCUCGUUUUUGUUAUGAAAUGCAAAAAAAGUUCUAUUCAUAUAUUAACAAAUUGUAUCUGUGUGUCAUAUAUGGAGAAUAUAUUUAUAUUUGAAAUAGAUAGUAUAAAUGUGCAAGUGGAAUACAUAGAUUUAGUAGUUGCAUCUGUUAGAAAAAUAUUUAAAUAGAAAAUUUUAUCCGUUACUGUAGUACUACACUCCCCAAGUAAAUGUUGUUUGAUAUAUGAAUAGAAUUAAGUCUACUAGUAGUAUCAAUAGACCGAAUAGAAGCUAUAAAUAUACAGUGGAUAUCAGAAUAUUUUUAUAUCCGAAUAGACAGGCUAUUUUUAAAUCUAUUUGUACACUAUACUAAAUGAUAUUUAUAUUGAAAAUCUCUAUUUCUAAAUAGUAAAGAAUUUCGCCAAAUACAUUAAGAGUAAAUCUGUAUUGAUUUCUGUAUCAUUCAAAGUUGGGUCAUGGAAAGGUAGUAGAAGUGGCAAGAGUUCACAGGCUUCGCUUAUUUUUAAAAAUAAAUUUAUAUUAAGAAAAAUGAAAAACAAUAAAAAUAUUAUUUUUAUUUGACUAAUGACAAACGGAUUGACGUAAAACUUUCUCAGACGGGCAUUGUGAAUGAGCGAGUGAAUAGCUGACGUGGUUCCGAAUUGAAAAUGAAAAUAUUUUUAUUAAAAUCCAAAAAAAAAGAAAAAAUAGCACAUAGCUGUUUGAGGGAAGGGCCCGGGGGAACUAAUGUCGAUUUUUUGAGAAUUAUCGCACAGAAAAUUCCUUUUUUAUUUUAUUUUUUUGUCUGUGACCUCUCUUGGACUUGGUAGGGUGGUGUUGAACCGAUUAGUUUAAGUUGCAUUGCAUUGCAACGUCGCACGAUGUGACACUGUGCCGCAAUCUUAUAAGACAAUGAUCUAUAACGUAUUUGCUCUGUUGCGUUGAACAUCUACGAACGCAGUGCCUUCAGUAACAUCUAGGUGGAAACGGUCUGUAGGAGAAUUGGAGUGAACCAGAUACAUAUACUUUACGUUGACCGAAUCCUUUGUAACUAUUGUAUAAAAAUUAUUAUCUUUCAUUUAAUUAUCGGCAUUCUUUAUUAAGUGUAUUAUUGUUAAGAACAUGUUUUUUUUUGCUACUUCAAUUGCAAAUUGUUAACAUUUAUCUUUAUUAUUAUUGAUGAGGAAAAACUAUUGUUCUAUUUUUGUCUUUUCGUUUUUUUUUUCUCUUAUGAAUUCAAAAUUCAUAGUUGUGAUUUCUUUUGACAUUUAAUGUUUUUUGUGAUACGUAAAAGAGAAUUGCAUUAAUGCAUCACGUUUUUUUUAGCUUUUUUCGUUUAAGUAAAAGGAGGGAUUUUGAGUAUGUCUAUGGACGGUUGCUAAUGUUAGCGGUGGGCACUAUGGGCUCGUUAUAUUGAAAUCAAUAGUUGGAUUUGCUUCUUUCUAAAUUUAUAAGGUACAAAACUUAGAUUACAUUAACAUCACAUGUCAAUUUUGAUUCUGCAACAUGUUCGUGUCGUUCCGCAAUAUUGUUUGUGACUAUUAUAAUUUAAUUUCAAGUGAUUAUUGUACAAAAUUCAGUAUACAUAUGGGAUAUUGGAUAACACGUCUAAAUUAAGUUGUCGCAUUGUUAAAGCUAAUUAGUGGACAGUUUACUAGUGGUCCCUAAAUAGUUGUAAUGUUAUAUUUGAUGUGAUAGGAAAUUUCACAUUUAGUCGGUGUAUUGCAAUCCCUUUUCAUUGGACUUGGCCGAUCUCCCUCAUACAUGUGACUGUAGCUCUGGUUAGAAGGUAAUGGUAUAGAGAAGGCGCUUCAUGAGGAUCUCACGGCGUGAGGCGCAUGGUGUGUGGCUGGUACUCCGUGAGAUCUUCAUGGGCUCAGUAAUAAGGUUGGAUCCAACAAUGCGCCAUACAACAGCUUCAAGCGAGCGAUGUAUAAGAUAUAGUUUCGAGUCAAAUUUUGAGUGUAAUAUUGUUAAUUAUAACUUUAGUUGCUUGCUGUGAGGCAUUAUUGCUGGAUCAAAGUUGCAUUUAAGUUUAAGCACAUCAAUUGGUUCCGUUUUGAGUUUGUAUGUAGGAUUUAUGUUUUAGUUUACUAUUAAUUUUUUUUCUCUUUUGUGUACAUAAAAUCGCGAGAUGUCGUGAUGGUAAAGCCAAAGAUUGUUACGGGUAUGGUGACCCUCUGCCGUCACAUGGGCUAUGUAGUGACCUUACAUUCAGGCUCCAGCCUCGGCCCGCGUCUAGCGCCGAACAGUUGUACACAACAAAUCACGUACAACUUUGAAUGUAAUUUUCUACAUAGCCUCUUAGUUAUAAUAUGUACGUUUAUCUACCUCGAGGAUGUAAUUUAGUUCGUAAGUAAGCUUUUAAGUAGAUUUUUUAUAUGAUGGAAAAUAUAAGAUGUUAGAUUUUAAGAGUUAUGUCGAAAAUUAAAAAAAAAGUAAUAAUAAUAAAAUUUAAAGUACAAAUAUACUACCUCAGGAUUCAACUAUAGUCAUUGUCAAAUUCUAUAACUCCCACAGAUGUAUUUUAUGAUAUAUAAAUUAAUGUUAUAAAUCUUGUCACUAUAUUUCUAAAUACUUGUUCUUGAUAAAUGCUGGUUAAAUACAUUUUUGGAAUUUAUGAAAAUAGUUUUAGAAAUGUAAAUAAGGAUGGAAUUCAGUUGGAAUGCUAUCGAUGGUAAUAAUAAUACGAAGCACGUUUAUUUGAAUCUCUGCAAGGUAGUGAGUGCUCUCAACUCAGUGUCAUGCUCAAAAGAGGAUUAUACAUCGAGUGAGUGUCAGCGACUCUGCGAGCUCGGGACGAGCUGGGUUGACGGUCUAAGCUAGAGUGUAAGUGUUAAUUAGGCUAGUUGUAAUAAUCUCAUUGAUGUACCUCAUUUGUAAGCACAACACUUGCGGGGGGAUCGGCCACAAGUCAAUAUCAACGUAAUCUAAUUGUACCUUUCUUCACUCUCCGGAGUAUAAAUUUUUAUUCGUAAUUUUUAUUAUUAUUAAUUUUUCCCAGUUACUUUUUUUGUGUUUCAUAGAUGUUACUAUGUUUUAAGGAGACGAAAGAAAAAAAUGGAGAAAUUAUUGUUUGUUAGGUUUCUGCGAAUUAAAAAAAUGUAACAAAAUUAUUUUUUUGUUUUUUAUUUUUUGUUGGUUUACGUUUUUUAUUUCCUUUUCUUUAUUUUUAUUUUCCAGUUUGUUUUACUUCGACAAGUUACACCCGUCCAUCGUGUUUAAUGUUUAUUAUACUAUAUUUAAGUACAUUAUUUAAGGAAUUGACAUUUAAGUACCUAAUAUUCAUAAAUAGUUGCACUUAACUGGACAGGAAAUAUUUAAGUACUCAUUGGAUGUUUUGUAUAUUUUAAGGGUGCACUAUAAUUGAAUUGAUCACGGGAGUACCUCGGGAUCUCUACGAAUUUGGUAAAGAAAAAAAAUGUUCUUUCGCAUUAAAAUAUAAUGUAAGAUGUAAAAUUAUGCUCACUCCCUCACUAGGUUAAAAUCACUUCUCGGACUGAACGGAAUGGUGAUUGGACACUGACGCGAUGCUAGAUUUGAGGAAACGAUGCGAUCAUUCAGUAAUUAUAUUCCAUUUAAUUCACUUUUCAUAAUAUUCUGGCUCUAAUAUAUUGUCAUCUUACAUUCAGAAUAAUUUUGAUGUUUCAAAUAAAAUGAUUAUAGUCGUUCAUGACUGUAUAUAAAGCAUUAUAUUUCAUAUAUACUUACGUAUUUAACCUUUUCAUCUUGUUAAGUUGGAUGAGGUCAAUCUCGGUGUCACUUAUAACUAUGUCCUCGGUGUCAUCUUUGUGUAAGUGUACGAGAUAUAACUCUAAUUGAUAUGCAAAAAAGAAAAAAAAAUAUAAAAAAAAGCAACGAGCACUCUUGUCUGCAUAAAGAACUAAAGUACAAAUUUCUGAAGUCUUAAAGAGUUACUGCCAGUACAAAUUAAUUAAUCGGAAAAGAAUAAUAAAUGGUACCCGUUUUUUAUGUAAACGUUGCCAAAAUUGUAUUUUUUGGGCAUCAGUAAAAUAAUUUAGAGUAGGUAUUAUGUGGAAAGUACAAAACAAAUGAUGUAUGAUGUACAGCAGCCCGCAUUACUUAUGGUUGGUGUUAGGGCGACGCGGCGUUGAUAUCAUUUUCGUAUAUUUUCAUUAAUUCUGUUGCAUAUUUAUCAUUCGAGUGCGAGGGUACACAAUACGGCCAACAUCUAAGUAAGUGGUCAAAAUAGAACGUUAUUAUAACGGUGACUUAUCGAUUGUAAACCAAGAUGGUUGUAAAACUAAGUAGGAUUUUGUACGUAGCGAUGUAAUGCUUAAAGAAAAUAACGGUCGUCGGUUUGGUGGUCUAUGUCAGAAAAAAAAAACGUGAUUGUCUGUGAUUUUUUUAAGCGACUUUUUUAUAUAUAUGGAAGAAUAUAUAAUUCUUUAACAGUAAGAAUAGCACUACUUGUGAUUUUUACAUUAGAAAUUUAUUAGUUGACUUCAUUUUUUUGUACUGUAUUAUAGGGUAAUGUAGCGAUUGGUGUAGUGGAGAACGGUGCGGGUUGAGUGUACAUAGACUAAUCAUAAUGUAUAAAUAUAUCUAUGGUAUAUGACACAGCGAUCUCGUAGUAGGGGAUUGUAUGUUGGCCGGAGCAUCUUUGGUCUCGCCUGCUUGCGCGCGAGUGACAGGGCCUGAGCUACGCGAAUCCUGACGAUCCCUUACUGCAAGUGCAGUUGUCUCCGACAUUGGGUAACGUUUGGCAAAUGGUUAGACCACAUGCGAUGCUUGUUUGUUUUAGAGGCUCGCGUUCUUCAAAAGGCCAUCUGGAAGGCCAUAUACGAAUUAAUUACUACAGUUUGAGGGACGCGUGACUCUCUCCGGUACAUGAUUAGUAAAUUAAUUUGUGCGUAUAUGUAAAACGGUAAUUAUUUACCGAGUUCUAGCGAAUUUUUUAGUGUGGUAAACAUUUUGGCGUAUUUUGUUAUUUAUGUGGUAAUCGUAGUGAAUAACUGUUAUGUUUGCUUCGGUAAAUUCGUCUUGCUUUAGCUGAAGAAUUGCCUCAACAGCUGUCUACUGAAAUUAUUUUUGUACGUACUAAAUAAUUGUCACUUUUUUGCGCUCUAUGUCUUUUUACGUAUUGACUAUCUAAAAAACUUACUUCGAAUAUGAUAGUAAGUUUUUUAACUACAAGUAGGACAUUUUCUGGGGCUUUCUUCAGCUUUUCAAGUUUAUUUUGAGAAUAUUUAUUAUGAUCGGAUAUAUGAUAUUAUUGGAAUAAUUACAUUUAAACUCUGUUCUUAACUUAGUAUCUGUGUGUAGUAAUAAUCCAAGUUACCCUUAACCCCAACUCAUUGCUAACAAAACAAUCAUAGGCGUAUAUAUAAAAAGUCAAGUAAAAACACUUGACUCGUAUAUCCGAUCAUAUAAACGUGCUCAAUGUAUGUAAAUCGUAUACUUUGGGAAAUAGUUUAGUAAGUGUAAGUAAUCUUUCAAAUGUGCAACUGUUUGCAUCGUCGUAAUGUACCUAAUUAUAUUUAUAUAAAUUAUUUUCGCUAUUUCCCAUAGUAAACUGAACGAAGCAGGCUAUAGGAUUCUAAUACAGGUAUUAUAAUUGUCCAUUUGUGCACUAAUUAUAAAUUUGCGUAAAAUAGUUGAUAAUUAAUUAAACGAACAUACAGUACCCCGAACACAAUAUCCUACUAUCUGGCUUAGGUCUAGAUAUUGUAUUGAUGAAAAUUUGUUCCAUUGUGGAAUUCUUAAAUUAAUAAAAAAAUGUUGCUAAAAUUA
This is a messenger RNA of Spodoptera litura, 8991 nucleotides long. Lineage: Eukaryota; Metazoa; Arthropoda; Insecta; Lepidoptera; Noctuidae. The record is from RefSeq and is a predicted model, not a curated record.